Molecule: messenger RNA, 503 nt
Organism: Salvia miltiorrhiza (redroot sage)
Lineage: Eukaryota; Viridiplantae; Streptophyta; Magnoliopsida; Lamiales; Lamiaceae
Exons: 1
Coding region: 177-434 (85 amino acids)
Source: RefSeq, a predicted model, not a curated record
UACAAUACCACUUUAAAUCUGCGGACUCCCCUUUUUGGGUCGGCGGUGAAACCAACCAAUCCACCCCCAGUUUCCCUAACUCAACACGCACUAUAUAUAUACUUUCCACUAUCACAAUCUCAUCCUUCUUCAUACUCUUCAAUCCCAACCCUAAUUUAUCCGAUCCCCAAAUCAAAAUGAGUUCGUCAAGCAGAGCUUGGGCAGUAGCAGCGAGCGUUGGGGUCGUGGAGGCGCUCAAAGAUCAGGGCGUCUGCCGAUGGAAUUAUGCUUUCCGGCUUCUCCAGCAGCAAGCCAACACCAAUCUCAGAUCUUACAUUCAAGCUAAGAAACUCUCGCCUGCAGUCAUGGCGACAACGAGGCAACAAGAUAAGUCGAAGCAAUCGGAGGAGUCUCUUAGAACUGUCAUGUAUCUCAGCUCUUGGGCUCCCAAUUGAUACCAUCAUUUCUAAUUUCUAAUUUGUAUAUAUUGUGAUAUUCAUAUACAUGGAAAAUUUUGAAUCUAA